AUGAUGGGUGAGCGCCCGAAUCCGAAGGACAGUAUUGAUUAUACUGUGCCUGUUAUCAAUAGUGGUGAGUUUGGAUUUGACAUUGGCUCGUUGGCUGAUUAUUUCGGUAUUCCGACGGGCGUUGCAAAUCUUGAUGUCAAUGUUUUGCCGUUUCGCGCAUAUGCCAAGAUUUGGGAUGAUUGGUAUCGUGACACGAAUUUGCAGGACAGCAUCAUCAAUGUGGAACAGGAUUUGGGCGAUUCCAAUCUAACUCCAUUGAUUGGAAUAAAUUGCUCCCUCGUGGGCAAGAAGAAAGACUAUUUUACCUCUGCUUACCUUCUCCUCAACGGGGAGAUGCCGUCACUGUGCCGCUCGGUUCUACCGCUCCUGUUUACGGCAUUAAUGGUGUUCCGUUGCAGUUGGACUGUUAAUCCCGAUUCUAGGUUGCAACGCAGUGAGUACCUUGGUGGCGAAUCCAAAAUUAUCGGUAUGGUCGGUAGUUAG
Cylicocyclus nassatus is the source of this 483-nucleotide messenger RNA. NCBI's taxonomy places the organism in Eukaryota, Metazoa, Nematoda, Chromadorea, Rhabditida, Strongylidae. The record is from the annotation of a GenBank genome assembly.